CAAAUAUGCAUAUAUUAAGUGAGUGCCAACCGUGUAGCUCACUAUGAAUUGACGGAAAACUUACACUCGAUAUUUCUUUCAGACAAUAGACUACAAACAUGGGAAAAGGAAAUGGUGAUCACCCUCCACAGAAGUUCAAAACCGACCAAAGUUUCUGUCUGCUCUGUAUUUUUCUCUUUUUUGGUGCCAGUGUUACAUUGUCGGGCCUAAGUACUGGAAUGGAUGACGGAGGCAGUUUCCCUUACCCAUACUUCUUUACUGGCUUUGUUUUAGCGCCUAUUCUGCUCGUAAACCUCAUAUCCAGAUGGUACGUCGUGACAGCUGUAGAAAAGAAAGGGUUGACCAGAAACAAUAUUGUAGAAAUAUUGAAUAAAACAACAUGUGGUAAUCACAUCUGGCCUUGGUCCUGCAAAGUGGGGAUGUUGUGGUGCAUUCCUGGUUCAAUACUUACAGGACUAGGUGGAGUAAACUGCGGAAUAGAAGAGAAUCAUGACAACACAACCUUAACUAACGACACUCGCACAGUAAGAAAUACCUGCUACUAUGAUAUUGAAGGAGUACAUGGCGAAAUGUACAAAGGUUUAGCUACAGGAUUAGUUGUCAUACACGUGUUUUCGUUUGUAUACCUUUUGCUAAGUAACUGUCCCGUUCAUUCUGUGCUUGAACAAAUAAAAGAAGACCCGCAAAGAAGUGCAGCGUCACCAGCCAGUACUCGUGCUGCUGAGACUCCUUCUGUGGCUCAAGCUAAUACUCGUCCUGCCGGAGCUCCUGCUGUAGCUCCUGCAAACACUGGUCCUGCCGGGGCACCUGCUAACACCCAUCCUGCCGAGGCUUCUCCUGUGGUUUCUGCUGCUACUUCUGCAAACAACGCCAAGGCUCCAGCUACCGUCGAAGGUGGUAAUGACGUGGAAAUGAAAACUAAGGUACAACAACUUGAAGUAAGACUAAGAGAACUUGAAAGUAGAGAUAGACAAGUUAGAGAAAUAAGUGUGCUACCUCCACCACCGACAUACAACGAAUUGAUGAACUCUGAUAGCUACAAUAGUUCCGGAGCCCAUCCUGACAAUAGUUUCUCUUGAUUGCUCAACAAAUCGGCAGGGACCAUAAUCAUUUUAUAAUGUGAAUGAAAAGUAGUAAAGGUACUAGGUCACAAUUAUAAGAAUCAUAAUGUACAGCAAGUUUUAAAUUUAUGAUCACUAGAUCUAUUCUUUCUCGGCUAAUACAAAGACAUUUUUGUCGUGCUCUGUGAUCAUUGCAUACAUAUUUGGUUUGUAUUUGAACAAGGCAAGACAUUUAGUCAUUUAGAAAAGUAAAAACAAAGUCAUGGAGUGUAUGUUUCUCGCGUAUCAGGCUAAAAUAAAUUUACAAGGCUAUAAAAGACGUUUGCUAUGUAUAUUUAUAAGUAAACUCAAAUUGCAAAUUGCUUUAAAGUCAUUCAUUGGGUAUGAAACCAAGCAAUAAACCACGCAGAUAUAACUAUUAGUAUUUUGCUAGAAUAUAUUUCUGUUUAGUUUCAAUUUAUCAAAAUUUUAUCUAUUUUGUCUUUAUAUUAUGAGGGAUUUCUUGCAACACAUUUUUAACCAAUGCAUAUCGUAAAGAGCCAUAUCUUUUAAUGUGUUGUAUUUUUACGUUUGAUUUAGUUUUUUUUACGCCCGUUUAAAAAACGGCACGUAUUAUGGGAACGCCCUUGGCGGGCGGGCGGUUGGGCGGUAAGCGAAAGAUUAUUGUGCUGCAACGUUCGUCCUGGUAAAGUCACUUUUUGCUGCUUCAUUACGUGUCCUAAUUUGUCAUUUGUAUGAUAUAGCUUUUUUAUGUUAUGCAAUACCUGCAAGACAAUCAUAUUGUUUUUUAGAAACAGAACCAAGUAUUAUUUCCUAGUUUAGUCGAUUCCAUUGUUCUUAUUACAGAAGAGAAAUUCAUCUUGACUUUGCGAUUUUAAUCUGUAUUCGUAACAGUACGUUGAAGUAGUGUGGAGGCACGAAUUUUAGUUUGUAUUCUUACAAUUGGUUUGAUGUAAUAGAAAUCCUGCUCUAAAGGGGUUAAUUUUGCAUCCAGAAGUACAAUGGAGAGAGUGGUUUGAUUAUUCAGGUCUACCCUUGGCAACAUUGCUCAUACAAAUUAUGAUACUGAAGGAGAUUUCUUUUACUUAAUACGUCCAUGUGUGUGAUUUUUACACUGUUUCUUUAUUACAAUAUGUCAGCUGAAAAUUAUAGUAGUAAUUACUUCUGGAUGAUUUAAGAGAUAUACAAGCGAAAGUCAUGAUUCUAUUUCUGAAAUUUAUUAGACAUGGGUCACUUAUUAUUGUUUAUGACAUAUACCAUUAAAUGUUAUAUAUAACUUUAUCACAGAACGAAUUUACGGCAUUAUGUUUUUCAUAAUAUAGCAUGCUUUUCCAAAAGGCGACAUGUAGUAUUAAACAACAAUGUAUGGUACUGUCAUUGUUAUUUUCAUUUACCAGCAAGUAAAAUAGACAAUAGCUAGAUUUUAAACUCCAAGAUGUCGUUACAUGAAACCAUUUUUAUUACACUGUACUUAUGGCAUUAACUGUUGGAUAUAAUUUUCAAACGAAACAUGUGCACGCGUGUGUAUGUAUGUGUGUGUGUGUGUGUGUGUGUGUGUGUGUGUGUGUUUUUAGAUUUUGUUUAUAUUGUCGUAAAUGUAUGUUGAUUGUUUCCAGUAAAACUGUUUUCGACAUUUGAUUUGGUGCCAGUAGAUGUUAGAUUCAAAGAUUUGAUGAAUAUUUCUUUCAUAAAUAUACAAGAUAAAAUUUUCAAUUAAAUUCAUGUUUGAAAUUGUCAUUAUCACAGCCGUUAUAACUGAAUUCAUAUUCUACAAUUUUGAAACCGAUUUCCACCCUAGAAAUACAAGGAAAUCCUGCGUCAGAAAGUGACAAUGACUUUCGAAAUAGUUGUUUUAGUGCACAAUUAUUUAUGUGCUUAUGUACAUCUUUUCAAAAGUUUUAGACUAUUGGUGAUUACAGAUUUGAACAGAAAUGCAAAUUGUCUUACGAAAUUCAUUCAUUCCUAUAUAUAUGACAUUUUGUUAUUUAUAGCCGUGGUUUUCAUACCCUAUUGAUCAAUAAAACUCUU
Molecule: messenger RNA, 3089 nt
Organism: Mercenaria mercenaria
Lineage: Eukaryota; Metazoa; Mollusca; Bivalvia; Venerida; Veneridae
Exons: 4
Coding region: 99-1079 (326 amino acids)
Source: RefSeq, a predicted model, not a curated record